CUCCCCCAUCUAGUUUUUUACACCAAACACACCCACACACACAUACAUAAUCACAAAUAUCAACCCAACAACAAAAAUGAUGCUUGAAAAAAUGAAGCCCUACUUUGCUGUCAUAUUCUUGCAAUUUGGCAAUGCAGGUUUGGUUAUAAUUGCCAAGGCUGCUCUUAACCAUGGCAUGAAUCACUACACAUUUGCCGUCUAUCGAAACCUCAUUGCCACCCUUGUUAUCACUCCUUUCGCCCUCUUCUUCGAAAGCAAAGGGAGGCCAAAGCUGACCAUUUCAAUCUUCUUCAAGAUAAUGUUGCUGGGGUUUUUAGAGCCUGUUGUAGACCAGAACUUAUACUAUGCAGGAAUGAAGUAUACAACUGCAACUUUUGCAGUAGCAAUGUGCAACAUAAUCCCCGCCAUGACCUUUGUUUUGGCUUGGAUUUGUAGGUUGGAGAAGGUGAAUAUCAAGAAAAUACAUAGCAUGGGAAAGAUAGUUGGGACACUAGUCACAGUGGGAGGAGCAAUGAUAAUGACAGUAGUUGCAGGACCUACAAUUGGUUUGCCAUGGACCAAGGGUUCAACCACCGAUCAUCAGCAACAAUCUACGACCCCCCCUGUAAGUCCUGCAGACAAUAUCAAGGGCUCUAUGAUGAUCAUAGCCGGUUGUGUUUCCUGGAGCUUUUUUUACAUUGUCCAGGCAAUUACGUUGAGGUCAUACCCUGCGGAACUCUCUCUUACAGCUCUAAUUUGUGCAGCCGGGACAAUGCAAGGCAGUAUAGUGACCAUAAUCGCUGAACGGGGAAAUAAUGAAGCCUGGCGGUUACACUUGGAUGCUGGACUUGUCACUAUGGUCUAUGGUGGAGUAAUCUGUUCAGGAUUGGGUUACUAUCUUUCAGGAAUUAUAAUGAAGGAAAAAGGGCCAGUUUUCGUCACAGCUUUUAACCCUCUGAGCAUGGUUAUUGUUGCAGUUCUAGGAUCUAUUGUUUUAUCUGAACAGAUGAACUUAGGGAGGGUUCUUGGAGCAGCUGUCAUCGUGAUUGGGCUAUACUUGGUGAUAUGGGGGAAAAGCAAGGAUGAAAGUCAGUCUAAUUCCAAAUGUGACCCUGAUCAACUUCCACCAGUUAAUCAACAACAAAUACCCAUGACAAUCAGUAGCACAAAAUUAGCAAAGGAGGAUCAAGACAGCCUUUCGAUAGCAAUACCACCAACCAAUGAAACAGUUGUGAAAAUCAACGGGAAAUAGAGUGACAAAAAGUACGUUUAUGAGGGAAAAAAGAACACAAACACUUGUACUAUUGAACAUCACUUCCUUCCUGGAGUUUUUCUAUUGAAUAUGUUGGAAACCACUUUUCA
Messenger RNA from Cynara cardunculus var. scolymus (artichoke), 1341 nucleotides. Its product is annotated as WAT1-related protein At2g39510-like. Gene Ontology annotation, molecular function: transmembrane transporter activity. The transcript is spliced from 7 exons. The record is from RefSeq and is a predicted model, not a curated record. Gene Ontology annotation, cellular component: plasma membrane. Bases 77 to 1231 code for a protein of 384 amino acids. Lineage: Eukaryota; Viridiplantae; Streptophyta; Magnoliopsida; Asterales; Asteraceae.